Molecule: messenger RNA, 2226 nt
Organism: Cuscuta europaea
Lineage: Eukaryota; Viridiplantae; Streptophyta; Magnoliopsida; Solanales; Convolvulaceae
Source: the annotation of a GenBank genome assembly
AAAAACCUACCUAAAAAUGUACUUCUUGGCCGGCCUUGAAAUAAAAAAUAAAAGGAAUCGCAAACCCUUCUUCUCUCCACGACUCCCUCUUCUCUGCGCUCAUCAUCUUCUUCUCUCCACGAAUCUGGUUCAUCUUCUUCUCUCAGCUGGCAAAACUCCAUCGAUCUUCUGCGAAAACUGUAGGGAGGCUGCACUCUUGGCAGCUAGGAAGGCUGCAUCUCUACUGCCACUCACCUGGUCGGUGUUUAUCAGCCAGACGAGUUGAACGAACGACCUGUACAGUUUCUUGUUCGGAUGACAUUGAUGACUGCAUAUCUACCCUAGUCAAGGAGAAACAAGCUAAGGUCUUCUUGGCUAUCCGGAAAGAAUCCAAGCUCAUCUACUCCUUAUUAUCAUUUCAAACUUUUUGUUUGUUUCCAGAUCGAAGUAAAAGAUGCCAAAUGCUAUUGAGGCUGCUUGAAAAUUCUAAAGAAACUUGGAUAACUUGACAUAUGUUGGGGUGUUCAUAUUGAAAGUUAGAGAAUGUGGAUAUGCAAGUCACCAGUGAAAGUUGGAUUUCAUGCAUUGGAAUGUUCAAGUCACUGUCUGUCUUCUACCCUCACCGAAGAAAAAGGAUUGAUGCUUGUGAGAUGGUGGUGACAAUCUGACUUGACGGUCCAACAGGAUAAUACUAUUCCUAGUCCAAAUGAGCAGCCUUUCUUGGUACUAUACUAUUUCUCUUUUAUCUUUGUAAUUAUCUAUGGGCCACACACUGUAAUUUGUGCUCUUGGUGUUUGUAUCAGAACAUAAACAAGUCUCUAAGUAUUUCACUUUUUUAUUUUUUAUAAAAUUAUAUUCAACGUCGUUUUUGUUAAAUAACCGACGUAACAUGUAUUUAUUUUAUUUUUAAAAAAAUAUAUGUAACGUCGGUUUUUUAUAAAACCGAUGUGGAAGGUAACUUUUUACGUUGGUUUUAUAACCGCCGUUAUAGGGUCUAACCUAUAAUGUCUCUCACUUACACGUCGGUUCCAGAACCGACGUUAUAUGUUCCUUCUAUAGUAGUCUUUGGAAUGCAUCAAGAAACAUUUCGCCAUUUAUGCUUUGAUCUAGAAAAUAAGUAUGGCUUAAGACCUUCAUAUAGGAUAUCAGUUUUGGAGAAGGUCGGAUUAUUUGUAUUUGUACUAAGCAAAGGAGCUUCCAAUAGAGAUACUCAAGAGUGUUUUCAACAUUCUGGUGAAACGGUGAGUAGAAUUUUUAAGGAAGUCUUGAGCGCGAUUGAUGGAUUUUCAAGAGAUUUAAUUGUACCAAAAGAUCUAGAAUUCAAGAAUGUUCCAAUACAAAUUGGUAAUGAUGAGAGGUACAUGCCUCAUUUCAAGAAUUGUAUUGGAGCUAUUGAUGGUACACAUAUUGCAAUAACGGUUCCUGAAGAGGAUCAAUUGCGCUAUAGGGGAGGGAAAGGGAUACCGACUACAAAUGUAUUAGCAAUAUGUGGCUUUGAUUUAUUAUUCACAUAUGUUUUGACAGGUUGGGAGGGGCCAGCUCAUGAUUCACGCAUUUUCUUAGACACAACCAACAAUCCAGCUCUAAAAUUUCCGAAGCCACCAAGAGGAAAGUAUUAUUUGGUGGAUAAGGGUUAUCCUGAAAGAGAUGGAUAUUUAACUCCCUACCCCAAGACGAGGUACCAUCAGUCAGAGUUCCGUGGUGCAAAUUCGAAAGGAGUUCAAGGGAUUUUUAAUAGAGCACAUUCCUCUUUAAGGAGUUGUAUCGAGAGAGCUUUUGGUGUUCUUAAAGCUAGAUGGAAGAUAUUGCAAAAAAUGCCAAGAUAUUCACUAAUGGAUCAAAAUAAGAUAAUUUGUUCAUGUUUUGCAUUGCACAACUACAUCAUGAGAAGCACAGUAGUUGAUCCAUGCUUUAAAUUUAUUGAUGAGGAUCCUGAAUUCAUACCUCUGGAUGUAUUUGAAGAUGUUGAAGGGGGUGCUGCACAAACUGAUGCAAACAUUCGAAGUCAAGAAAUGAGAGUUAUCCGUAAUAAUAUAACUUCUAGCUUGAUGGAAGCUAGACACAUUCAUAAAUAAUUUUGACCAUCUUUAGUUUAUUUUAAGUUAAACUAAGUAUGUCAAAUGUUUGAGACGUGGUUUUACUUUUUAUUAGUAUUAAUGAAUUGUUUGAGACACGUGAUUAUUCUUUUUUAUAAUUGACGAUAUUGAUGUUUUUUUGCAAUAUAAAGUCAUCUUAUUUCUUUCUAAA